CAUUUUUCUCACUGCAUACCCGCAGCAAGGCCAUCUCAGAGCCCUCAGUUGACGGAGUACGUUGCAGUACUUUUGUCUUGCGCUGGUUCUUGAGGCUUGCCCUUUGGAUUCCUUUACAUCCCCACACAUGCUCUACUUGCUAUCAUAAGAGCCCCGAUAAUACCUGGAUCUAUCCGCGAUCGUACCAAACUCAAUACCCGGACGCCCGACCCGAUAGCACCGACACUCAUUCGCAAUGGCACCUUCCUUGAGCCUGCGUCCUCGCACUGGCGAGCGACCUCCCACCAGGGACAACAGGGACAAUACCGACCACAGCCUAAUCAUUCCUAGCCGGACUUCUUCUCUCCACUCGCGAAUCACGCAGCCUCUCCCUUCUACAUUGAACGUCAAGCAGGGCGCAAGAAGCCCAAAAACGUUGACACAUGCGUACAUGGUGUGUGGUGUUGGCCGUGAGCCCUCGCAAUGGAUGAAGGCACCCGCGCCCGCUCAGGGCAAGAUUGGACACAUGAAGGGUGCAGUGGGAACUUUUUGGCUUCCAGAAAUCUUGGGAAGCAGCCCGAGACUGGAGCAGGAUAACGAUAUCGCGAGAUCUCUCCAUGCUGCUAUGCGAGCUUGCUUUCCUCACGAUGUCGAAAUCUGUACUGGCAGGAGUCAGCCCCACUGCGUCCAUCAUUCUUUCGUUCUACAACAGGACUCAUCUCACACUCUCUACGGAAUCGCGUUGCGCGUCUGGUCUCGCGCUGAUGAGAAGCGGGCUGAGACGAUCCGCGACUUGCGCAAGCGGAUUGAGCCAGACUUCUUCGACAACCCCGAGGAGACAUACUGGAUCCCUUACUGCUUGAGCUUUCUUUCCCGCUACCCCUUGUACAACCUUCUCGGUGACUACCUCCGCGGCAUGUGGAUACACUGGAACAAGGCUACGAACCUCUUCCAUGCUGAGGAGGUGUCUCGCAUUCUGAGUUUCCCCGCUCCCCGAUUAAACGAUUUGGUUCGAAUCGACAUGAAGGACUACGCGUUGUGCUACCAGUUCCCGUCUUCGCCAACUGGAUUCCAGAAUUUUGCCAUGUGGCCACUCUUCACAUGUCUCUCCAUCCCUAACAUUGUUGGGGUGAUCGAGGCUGCCGUGUCGCCUACACGACGAAUCAUCUUUACCAGCCAUUACCCUGCAAUGCUCACCAUUGCAGCCGAAACCAUACGAUACUGCGUAAGGGUGUACGAAUGGAGCGGUCUGUAUGUACCCGUUGUUCAUGCGCGUCAUGUCAAGGAUCUAGUACAGGAGCCGGGUCCGUACAUACUUGGUGUAACGUCGGAGUGCCGAUCCCUCUUUACAGCCCCAACAGAUGCGCUCGUCGUCGAUUUGGACCGAAACUUUGUGUUGACUUCGAGCCCGCCAACCGCUCUUACUGCUGGGCAGAGGACCAAGAUGAUCACCCGUCUCACCCAAGCCCUCAAUGGUGAGGUGGCACCAACUGGUGUUCCACAACACUUGCGAUCGGCCUAUGGUGGCGGCAAGCUAAUUCCCGCGGGUCAAAUCAUCGUGAUGCGUGGUGAGGUAGAAAGUAUCCAGGAUCCAGAUUGGUGGACACAGGAUGCAGUUAUGACGGUCAUGGAUCACGUGUGCGAGAAGCUCGGCCGGAACACUGGCGUAAAGGCUAUCUUUGGCGGCUCCGUCAAGAAGCCACUGAUGACAAAGGUCUCCAUGCGUCACCUCAACGAGAUUGUACGCGAGCGCAACCAAUACUCUCGGGACGCCCAGGAGGCUUGGCAAGACUUCAUCAAUCUCAAGGGCCGUAUGGAUACCGAGCUUUCCAAAGUCAGCAAGCGCAACAACUUCUUGGUCGAGGAGCUUGAGAGCUGGAAGCAGCAAUUCCUCAAGUUCCAGGCUUUUGCUGAACAACUCACGAAGGAAACCCAGGAGCUCAAGGUCAAGAUCGAGAACCACAAGCGUGAGAACCGACGCCUUAGCAGCCUCAUUGAUCAACAAAAGGACGAUGCUGCACGACUCACUAUCCGCCUUUCGGGUACUGAGAAGCAGCGCGAUGAUGCUUUGGAGGCACUUGUUCUCCAGCAAGAAAUCGCCGAGGAGCUCGAGCGCGAGAGGAAGAGGAACAAGAAGGAGAUGUCUGCUCUUCAACAUACCAAUGGCGCCAUCCUUCGCCAGCGCGACGAGGCUCAACGGGUUGUGCUUCAUCUCCGUGCACUCAUUGAGGGCCAGACCCACCAUAUGGAGCACAUUGUCAAGUCGCUAAACCAGGACGACAUGUCGACCUACAUUGAGGCUGGCUUCGAAGAUGUUCCUGAAGAGGAGGAGGAGUUCCAGGAUGCUGAUGCUGAUAUCGAUGUGUCGGCGAAGGACAAGUCGGAGGUCGGUACCAUCCGUGGCGUAGCUGGUAUUAACAACCGCAACGAUUCAAGAGCAAGCACCGUUGAUGGCAAGCAUCUUGAAGGUGAGGAUGUGACACCAGACAUGGAGCAGCGCCUAUACAACAGCCCAGCGCGUAACUCGAAGCGCUUCUCAAAUCAGUCCAUGGUCGACGUUGCUGACCGAGUGCUUCGCGACAAGACCGAUGCUAUCGCGUACAUCAUCCGCAACAUCUCCGAGCAGUGCGCUGCUGCGGUUGAGGGUCUCCAGCUGGCCCAGCGCGCGGACACCGAGGACGGCGACAACCACAGCGACCGCCGCAGUAGCCUUGGCCAGAUGUCGUCCGCAGGUGGACGCGCACAGUCGACAAUUGGUAGCGAGUAUGGCGACGAUGACAUGCUCCGCCCAGGACGCGGUUCAAGCAUUCCUCCCACCCCCGAUCUAAGCCAUAGGUCGAGCACGUCCAUGUCGAUGGCCAGCGCCUCGACAACGCCAGAUAGGUCGAGCCUCCAGCACCGGUCGCACGACAUCCCUGACGUUCCUACUCGUAUCUUGGAGGAUGAAGACGAUGUUGACGGCAACAACGAUCUGCAUGCCGACAUGGUACCUGUUUCCAAGUACGCGACUCCGCUGCAACGACCGGGCCAGGCUGUCCGACAUGCUCACUAAGCUUUUGCAUAACCCCUUCUUCAUUUGUUCAUCAUUAGCGACCGAGAACGACUAGCAUUGAUGCCCUUUCCCUUUAUUUUUUGGCGUCGGUGUUGUAGGCUUUGUUUGCCUUCUUACUAUCCUUGAGUACUCCUGUUAUCUCCCUUUCUUUCUCUUUCUUUUUUUAUUUACCGGGACGAUUAUGAACCCCCAUCGGGUCUUUUGUGUCAUUCGACGGCCGUUUCAUAUCCAGAGGAGGAAGCAGAAGUAG
Molecule: messenger RNA, 3281 nt
Organism: Cucurbitaria berberidis CBS 394.84
Lineage: Eukaryota; Fungi; Ascomycota; Dothideomycetes; Pleosporales; Cucurbitariaceae
Exons: 3
Coding region: 236-3031 (931 amino acids)
Biological process (GO): regulation of Rab protein signal transduction
Cellular component (GO): cytoplasmic vesicle
Source: RefSeq, a predicted model, not a curated record